AUGUCUCGCGUCCCACCAGCCAAGAGAAGCAAGGUGACAUUGAUGACGGCAGCUGAUGUGACAAGCAGCGCUGCCGCAAACAUGGCCCGCAGCAGUAUCCCAAGCAGUGCACGUGGCCUGGACAAGAGCACGAUGGACCGCACCCGAAUCUGCGCGAAUCCGCUGAAGGUGGCGGUGUUGCCAGCCGUGCUGCUCAUGCAAUUGGUGGCGGCGGUCGUGACGACGCUGCUGUGGGCACCACGCCACCUCAUGGCGCUGUUGGUGCCAACGCACGACGCACCACCACCGCCUCAGGUGCCAACGCCAACACUGAUGGUAGCGCCGAUACCGCUUGCGGACUUGCUGAAGCAAAGCCCACGUGCUGAGCUAGUUCAGAAGAAGGACGAGCCAAAGCGCACGCCGCGGCCACUCCACAAACUCCUUCCACCGCACGUCCUGCAUCCACCAUCACCGCGUCCCGUCCGCGCUCGAGGUCGCGUUCAGCCAACACGCCUGGUUCCCACGAAACCGCACGUGUGCACAUGUGCCAGUCGCCGACGCGCCGCCGCCACCGCCGCUGCCACCGCCGCCGCUGAUGCUGCUGGCCGCGGUGAUAGUGGUGUUGAUCGUGUCGACAGCGUUGAUGGUGAUCGUGGACGUGUGUGA
Messenger RNA from Salpingoeca rosetta, 645 nucleotides. RefSeq lists its product as uncharacterized. The coding region runs from base 1 to 645 and encodes 214 amino acids. The record is from RefSeq and is a predicted model, not a curated record. The transcript has 5 exons. Lineage: Eukaryota; Choanoflagellata; Craspedida; Salpingoecidae.